Messenger RNA from Closterium sp. Naga37s-1, 5118 nucleotides. Lineage: Eukaryota; Viridiplantae; Streptophyta; Zygnematophyceae; Desmidiales; Closteriaceae. The record is from the annotation of a GenBank genome assembly.
AUGGAUAAACACGCAACGCGGCUGCUGCGGCACCUCAAGCGAUUAGUGGCUCAGCAAGAGUCCAUCCAUUCGUCCCCCGUCAACAGAAACGAACAGAGGCUUAACGACGCGCCGGCAACUUCCCCAAAGGAUCCUCUCCUUUCCGAGACUCAGCGUUCUGCUCUCAUUCCUGCACCGACCGCAUUCCCCACGCUCGCAGCAGCCAUAGCAGCCGCUGCGUCGGGGACUACGAGCAGCAGGUCCAAGGAUCCGUCGCAAAGGGCAAUGAUGCCGCCCCCUAGCUCUCGCCCUUCCAAGGCACCUCGGCCUUCCGGCGACAGAACCGCCGCGACGACUGUUUCGCGACGCGCGGCCGCCGCUGCUGCUUCCAGUAGCCGUUCAACGUCGCUCGAUGCGCGCAAUGCGGUGGCUUUCCCGGCGCUACGGGGCUCGGAUUCGAACGUGUUGCGGCAAUGCAACAACACGGGGGUGAGCAGCAGGGAGAGCAGCGACAGUCUGCAGGACUCCUGCCGAAACGAGGACACGAACACCUCCGCAAUGAACAACGGCGAAGCGACCCCUGCCACCGCGGCCGGGGAGAGAAGUGGCAGGCGCAGCACCCCACAAAGCGGCACCGCGUCCAACGCCGCGUCGGACCGCGCCGCUCUUCCUAAGCCCCGUCCUGCUUCUAAGAAGCGGCCACGAGCGCCGCUAUCGCUGGAGAUACCCGCGACAGGCAGUUGCGACAACCCGGCUCCUAACGCCCUGUCCAACUCUCCCCGCUCCCUCCGCCAAGAGCGCGGCGCUUCCGUCUCCCCGCGCAGCCGCAACCGCGGUACCAGCGGCAGCGAGCCGGCGGUUCGUCAGCCGCCGGCAGUGCAGCUCCUGCAGUAUCUCCAGUCGCUGCUGGUGGCGCGACCCGAGUCGCAGGAGCAGCAGAAGGAGCAGCGGGAGCAGCUGGCGGCGCUAAACGCGCUCACUAUGGACCUCCUCGUUGAAAACGUCGUCCUUGCCAUGACUAACAGCGGCGGCGGCAGCGGAGAUGCCUCUGGGGCCGUUGCUGCUGCGAACGACGAGAAACCGAGAGGUUGCGGCGAUGGGAAUAAUCUGCGCGUGGCGCCGCCGCCUGCUGACGCCGCGUGGACUAAUAUGGAUGCGCUUCGGGCGAACGAUGGCGGCAAUGGCUCUGUUAAAGACGACGGUUGGAACGCCGGAGCGAAUUCUUUGGACAGCAGCGCUGCUGCCUGUGCUUCUGCCUCUGCUGCUGUGGCAGUGAUAUUGCUUGCUGCUUCCGCCGUCUCCUCCUCCGCAGGUGCACAAGCUCCCCACUCGACCGUCUCUCCUGCUGCUUCUGCUGCGAGGCAGUUGUCGCCUUCCGCCCCUGUCCCUCCGCUUGUUUCGCCGUCGUCGCCCUCCGCGAAGGAUUCCCCAUCUAUUCCUCCCAUGUUUCCACGCCUGGAGAGCAUUGCGGAGUUAGCCACCCCGGUGGAGACCAGAGAUGAAAGUGUCAAGGCAGUGGAGCAAACUGCAGACGCUGCUUGUGAGAAUGACCCAUCGGCUGCUGAAGGCUGUGAAGUCUCACUUCCCGGCGUUUCAUGGGACGAGCUUUUGAAAUCAAUGCAGGACCAAUCAGGGGAUGUCGUCGCAAGCAGCGGUUGUGGAAUCGGCAGUGGCAUCCCAUCACUGGAUGACGAAGUGUUUGUGGAUAAAGAAGCAGGGGAACCGGCGUUGGAAAGGAGUGCGAGUGGAGGGGGCACUGAGUCUGCUGACAUGAAACAGAUGCAAGAGCUGCUUGCAGACCUGUUACAGUCACCGGACUUGUUGGAUGCUUCUGCUCCUGCUGAAGGCUCAGGCUACGGUUGCGACGUAAUUAGUACUGUAAUGGCAUCCGCAAGCCCGCCCGCACCCAAGAGUCCUGAUUCUGAGAAAGAUGGUACGGCUAAUCCCAGCACCACUGCUGCAGCAGACAUCACUGACAUUCCUGCUUCUUUCGCUUGUCAACCUCGUACUUCCCAAUUCGAAACUGAUUUGGCCCAUUUAGAGCCCUCCUCCCCAUCAGCACCUGUCUCUGACGCGUUCGACGAUUUCGAUAGUGUUACCGAAGUGGGCGUCGCGCGUCUCGCGGAGCCCGCGAUUGGAGAGAGGGCAUUAGGUGAGCCGGAACGCGCAACCGCCGCUUUGCAGAAUGGACCGUCUUCCGCGGAAGACGCCAACGACGGUGAAGUUCCCCCGAGCCCCGCAGCCGCAGCUGCAGCUUCCGCGGGCGGCGCAGCCGGUGGGGAUGCGAACGUUGACCGCGCGCCGGAGGGCGAUGCGCGCAGUCAGAGAGCGGAAAACGACGACGGCGCGGCGAGUCAAUGCGGGGUUAACGAUCGGCGAGACGAGACGAAGGGCGGAGCGGAACUCGGUGAGGAAUCGCAGAGGAAUUGGGGCGACCAUGGGUCGGGACAAACGGCGGAGGAGGCGAAACGCGAAGAGCGGGUGACAGGGAACGAUGGCGAGGAGUUUGGCGAAGUCAAGGGAUCGGCUGGAGAAUCGUGUGAAGCGGGAGCAGCGGCACGAGAAAGGGAGGGGCCGGAGGAUGCUGCAUUGAAAAUCGAAUUGGAAGAAGAUGAUCGCAGGCAACAAACGGAAACCGAGCUUGUAACGGAUGGUCCAGUAACGGAUGCCGCGCUUACCACUGACCUCGUCGAUAAUGCUCCGCUACUGGACGAUGCCAUUGCUGACGGUGUUGAAAUAAUUUCGGAUAUUUCCAAGCUGGGGUUAUUCGAUGGGCCUGUAACCGGUGACGCUGUAACGGAUGUUCCUAUAGAGGACGGUGCCCUUGCCGAUGAUUCUUUCGCGGACGAUGAUUUUCCCGAGGAUGACCCGAUAGUGGACGAUUCGUUACUGAACAAGCUUUGUCCAAUCCAAGACAUUCCGUCCCCUACAGACUCUGCAGAACUCGCGUCGUCAGCCGAAGCAGCCAUAGCCGCGUUACAAUCGCCGUCCUUCCCCUUCCCCGUCCCCACCGCCGCGCUCCCUAAGGAGGCACACCUGCUGCUGUCGCUGCUGGCGCAAGACGCGCUAGACCGCGAGCAGUACCGCCGGUGGCGGGAGCGGUUGCGCGUGGCGCAAUGGGAGUGGCGGAACGAGCACGAGCGGCGGAAGCGCGAGGUGAGGGAGGCGAUGGAGUGGGAGGCGCGCAGCCACGAGCGCGCGCAGGAGGACGAGGAGCAGCGCAUUCGGCGCGCGCGAAUGGCCGCGCGAGCCGUGGCGAGUGGCGCAGCGGCUUAUGGCGAGCCCCGCGCGCCCUCUUUCCCGCCACCUGCCCCCGAGCCACGGCUCUGGUACGACGAAUGCUUCGACCCCGCAUACCCCCCCCACCGCUUCCACCACCACUUCCGCAUGUCCCCUGCCACAUUCGACCACCUAUUCUCAUGCCUUCUCCCCAUAGAAGGCGUGCAUCUCCCCUCCACCGCGCCCAAAAUCCCCCUCCGAAUGCGCCUCGCCGUGUGCCUCUGGCGCCUGGCUUCCGCCGAGCCGCUGUACUUAGUCUCUAGAAGGUUCGGUCUAAGCGGUGCCAUGUGCUCGAGAAUCCACCAUGAGACCUGCGCCACCAUCUGUCAAGCCCUCCUUAGAACGCACAUCCACAUGCCGUCGUCGCCUGCUGACCGUGCAGCCGCAGCAGGGAGGUUUGAGGAGGUGUGUGGGCUUACAGGGGGGUGUGUGGCGGCGCUACACACGACGCAGAUCGCCAUGAACACGCCUCGCACGGGCGAGAGCAUGCGCGAGUAUGAGAAUCGGCGGCUGUCGGCGCGGCGGCAGAAGAUGGUUUAUUCCGUGGCGGUGCAAGUGGCUGUGGGAGCAGAUGGGCUGAUUCUAGACGUGUCUGCUGGGCCUGGGUCGCUGACUGACAGUGACGUGCUUUUGCAGUCUCAGUUGUACCAGCGGGUGAGCAAGGACGAGGAGAGGCACAGGCAGGGGGGAUUUGGGGGGGAUGAGGAGGGGAAGGGGAGGAGGAGGGGGGAGGCGGAGGGGAAGAGCAGCAGUGGUGGGGAGGGGAUAGUUCCUCGGGGGUUCUUUCUUGUGGGCUGGCACUCCUUCCCUCUGCUCCGAUGGCUGCUCACUCCUUUCCCAGAUAGAGCCGCACGCAACCAAAGCACAGCUGCUCUCGCUGGUGAGGCAGCAGCACCGCAUUCGUCCGUGAACCUAGCAGAUCUACCUACAGAGUUGCUCGUGCGGCGCAAAGGCAGCAUUCCCAUACCCGACAGCAUGGAGCAGCUACAGAGGGCGCUAGAUGGCAUGCGAGAUGACGCGGGGCACGGGCGAGUGGGUGAGACACGGCCGAGGAAACGGGGCCGGCCACCUCUGCAUGCAAGAAGGGUGAUUCGCGAGGAGAGUAGGAGCUGGUGGGCGGGCGAGAGGGAGAGGAGGGUGGAGAUGGAGAGAGUGGGUGCUGCGGCACUGGAUGGGGAGGGUGGGAGUGGGGGGGGUUCCGUGAGAGGGGAUUUAGGGACAGGCAGAGGCAGGGGUAGGGGAGUGGGGAGGGGUGGGAGUGGGGGAAUAGGGAGAAGUGAGUUCGUGGAAGGGGAAUUCGAGGGGAAUGAUGUUGCUGACAAGAGUGGUGGUUGUGGCAGUAGUGGCGGUGGUGGCGGUGGUGCUGGCAGUGGUGGUGGUGAUGGUGGUGGUAAACGGCUGACUAUAUUAGAGAGGUUGGGGAGGGAGAGCAUGUUGCCUGGCGGUCAGCUGCAAUAUAACCAAGGCGUUGAAAGGGCAGUGGCAGUGGCGCGCAAUGCAGUGCGCCGGCUGCGAAGCAGAUGGAAACUUUUAAGUAAGCGUGCGGAGACAAAAGUGGAGGAAUUGCCGGAGAUUGUGGGUGCGUGCUGCGUGCUCCAUAAUCUGUGUGAAAAGCGAGGGGAGCGGUAUGACGUGGCGUGGGAGGAGGGUGUGGGGAAUGAGGAGGAGGAGGACGCUGACGAGGCAGCCAAGUCAGCUGCUGAGGUGGCGGAGGAGGAGGAGGUGAGACGCGCAAGCAAGAGAGCAAGGAUGGGAGGGGAUCGGGGUGUGGGACCCAGGGAAGCGGCUUUGGGCCUUGGAGAAAGGAGUAGGUUGAGAGUGGUGGAGGAGACGGGGCGGAGGAAGGGUGGGAGAACAUGA